UUUCCAUAAACUGAAAUCACGCCCAGUCAUUUUCACUUCAUUUUAUUUGGAAAUACUUUUCUAAGUUUAUACAAAUCCCCAAAAUUUCACAUUAUGAGGCAGCAGCUGCUGGACGAGGAGUUCGAGAAUCUGCGCCGCAUAGCGUUGGCCAUUUGCCAGAAUCUCGGAAGACCAAAAGAUCGGGAGAUAUGUCGAAGCACCCUGGAAGAGCUCGCCAAGUUCCACCAGGCUUCGUCGAUCAGGAUUAAGGAAAAUGUGCACAAGUUCCUGAUGUUUUAUCUGAAAGUUCUAAGAUGGACGCACAAGCAACAGCCUUCGGAUUUGUAUCGCAAAUGGUAUGGUCAAAACUUUGGCAAUGACUUCAAGUCUGCCUCAUCAGCCGCCAAUUCUGCGGAUGAACUGCGCGUUUGGUUGGAGGAGGGAAAGUCCUUUUACGCCAUGAAAACAUUUGAAGAUGGUUCCACCACCAUUUACUCAGCGGUGGUCAAAGAUCCGAAAGCUGGUUGGUCAGAAAGCGGUCUGAAAACUCUAAUGGAAACGCAAAUUGGCUGCGCUUUAGAUCGAAAUGAAAAUUGAAUUGUUUAAUAUUCUUAAUAUACUGUAUAUUUCCAUUUCAGGUGCUUAACUCGA
This is a messenger RNA of Drosophila santomea, 630 nucleotides long. RefSeq lists its product as uncharacterized. The record is from RefSeq and is a predicted model, not a curated record. Bases 94 to 576 code for a protein of 160 amino acids. NCBI's taxonomy places the organism in Eukaryota, Metazoa, Arthropoda, Insecta, Diptera, Drosophilidae. The transcript is spliced from 2 exons.